This is a messenger RNA of Ostreococcus lucimarinus CCE9901, 1065 nucleotides long. RefSeq lists its product with no specific name. Bases 1 to 1065 code for a protein of 354 amino acids. NCBI's taxonomy places the organism in Eukaryota, Viridiplantae, Chlorophyta, Mamiellophyceae, Mamiellales, Bathycoccaceae. The record is from RefSeq and is a predicted model, not a curated record. The transcript has a single exon.
AUGAUGCCGCGGCGGACGUUCGCGCUGUCGUGCGCGUCCGCGAGCGCGCUCGCGACGCGGAGAGACGCGAGCGCGAGCGAUACGCUUCGCGCGCAGUACGCGGACGCGUUCGAGGCGCUGCGACGGAACGCGGCGACGACGACGGUGCCGAUGACGCUCGAGCGCGGCGGCGCGUACGCCGUCGAGUGGACGCUGGGCGACGCGGCGAGGACGCUGCGAGGCGUCGUCGACACCGGGUCGCCGUUUCUGACGUCGCAGCGGCGAGGGUGCGACGCGAGCGGGGCGGGCGCGGGUUGGGGGUGCGUCGAGGCCGAGGACGUGCGGUUCGAGGCGUACGACGCGACGUUCGAGACGUACGGGCUGCAGGCGGACGGACGAACGUCGUGGUACGCGGGUAAGCGAGCGACGCUGGGGAGCUUGGAGUUUGAAGAUUUGGUGUUCGGCGUCACGGAUGACGUGCGAGGACGAGACGCGGCGCCGUUCGUGGGGUUGGUGAAGUACACGAAUCGCGAACGGGGCAUUCGACCGAGUUUCUUGCAACAGACGGACAUCGCGAGCUUCGCGUUGGAUUUCGAGCGCGAGACGCUGACGCUGAGUCGGGACUCGCUCGUCGAUGAGAGCGAGAUCGGGGUCUUGCGAACGGUGGAUUUGCGCUCGAUCGGGGCGCCGGUGUACCACUACGCGACGCCGUGCGACGAGCUGUGGAUAAACGGCGAGCGGUUCGAGACGUCCAAGCCGAUUUACGUCGUCUUCGACAGCGGCACCACGGGCAUGCUCGUCGAUCGGCAGUUGUACGAAGACAGCGAUUUUCAUCUCGGCACGUACCAGACGCACAUGAAGUUCACGGACACGAACGGUGAGACAAAGUAUUGCGGCUCGUCGCUGCGGACGUGCAAGCUGAGCGAGGAUUGUUUAUUCGUCGUCACCCCCAUCGACGUUCCGUGGCCGGGCUGCGGGGACGAUUUUCACAUCGUCUUCGCUGGAUUAUCCGUCUUGCGAAAUCAAGGCGCGUUAGUCGUCGACGCCGAGCGCGGUCUCGUGCGUUUAGGUAGACUAGUAGCGUGA